Messenger RNA from Choloepus didactylus (southern two-toed sloth), 5159 nucleotides. RefSeq names its product microtubule associated serine/threonine kinase 1 (gene MAST1). The record is from RefSeq and is a predicted model, not a curated record. Gene Ontology annotation, molecular function: ATP binding; protein binding; magnesium ion binding. NCBI's taxonomy places the organism in Eukaryota, Metazoa, Chordata, Mammalia, Pilosa, Megalonychidae. Gene Ontology annotation, biological process: intracellular signal transduction; peptidyl-serine phosphorylation.
CUCCCUCCUCCCUCCCGGGGGCCGAAGCCGCCGCCGCCGCCGCCGCCGCCAUGGACGAUUCCGGCCUGAUCCGCCGCCGCAGGCUGCAGAAGGAUCUGCCCUUGCCCCGGAAAAGCAGCAGGUGAGCCUUGGGGAGUCCCGCGCCGGGCAGGCCGCCCCUUCUCGGGUCCGGGUGGGGGCGCCAGGCUCGCGCGCGCGGGCGGGGCCUGAGGCGCCGGCGCCCCGCAGCGCCCCCUCCCGGUGGGCGACGGCCGCAGGGCCCGCCCCUCCCCCGCCCUCGCUCGCCCGCUGCGGCUCCAGCCUCCGCCCCGCGCGCUCGCUCCCCGCGCCGCCGCCGCCGCCGCACCUGCCACCAUGUCGCCGCCGCCGGGUCAUGUCUGACUCUCUCUGGACCGCGCUUUCCAAUUUCUCGAUGCCCUCCUUCCCCGGCGGCAGCAUGUUCCGCCGCACCAAGAGCUGCCGCACCAGCAACCGGAAGAGCCUCAUCCUGACCAGCACCUCGCCCACGCUGCCUCGGCCUCACUCCCCCCUGCCCGGCCACCUGGGUAGCAGUCCCCUGGACAGCCCCCGCAACUUCUCCCCCAACACCCCCGCCCACUUCUCCUUUGCCUCCUCCCGAAGGGCUGAUGGACGCCGGUGGUCUCUGGCCUCCCUGCCUUCAUCUGGCUAUGGCACCAACACACCCAGCUCCACGGUCUCGUCCUCCUGCUCCUCCCAGGAGCGCCUGCACCAGCUGCCCUACCAGCCCACGGUGGACGAGCUGCACUUCCUCUCCAAGCACUUCGGCAGCACCGAGAGCAUCACGGACGAGGAUGGCGGCCGCCGCUCCCCUGCCGUGCGGCCCCGGUCCCGGAGCCUCAGCCCCGGGCGCUCCCCCUCGUCCUACGACAACGAGAUCGUGAUGAUGAACCACGUCUACAAGGAGCGGUUCCCCAAGGCCACGGCGCAGAUGGAGGAGAAGCUGCGCGACUUCGCCCGCGCCUACGAGCCCGACAGCGUGCUGCCGCUGGCCGACGGCGUGCUCAGCUUCAUCCACCACCAGAUCAUCGAGCUGGCCCGGGACUGCCUGACCAAGUCCCGCGACGGGCUCAUCACCACCGUCUACUUCUACGAACUGCAGGAGAACCUGGAGAAGCUGCUGCAGGACGCCUACGAGCGCUCGGAGAGUCUGGAGGUGGCCUUCGUCACCCAGCUGGUGAAGAAACUGCUGAUCAUCAUCUCCCGCCCCGCGCGGCUGCUCGAGUGCCUGGAGUUCAACCCCGAGGAGUUCUACCAUCUGCUGGAGGCGGCCGAGGGCCACGCCAAGGAGGGUCUCCUGGUCAAGACCGACAUCCCGCGCUACAUCAUUCGCCAGCUCGGCCUCGCCCGCGACCCCUUCCCAGACGUGGUGCACCGGGAGGAGCAGGACAGUGAGGGCUCCAACACGCCCGAGCAGGAGGAUCUCUCGGAGGGCCGUAGCUCUACCACCAAGGCCAAGAAACCACCUGGGGAGAACGACUUUGAAACCAUCAAGCUCAUAAGCAAUGGCGCCUACGGCGCGGUCUACCUGGUGCGGCACCGGGAGACGCGGCAGCGCUUCGCGAUGAAGAAGAUCAACAAACAGAAUCUGAUCCUGCGCAACCAGAUCCAGCAGGCUUUCGUGGAGCGCGACAUCCUCACCUUCGCCGAGAACCCCUUUGUCGUCGGCAUGUUCUGCUCCUUUGAGACCCGGCGCCACCUCUGCAUGGUCAUGGAAUAUGUAGAAGGCGGGGACUGUGCCACUCUGCUGAAAAACAUCGGGGCGCUGCCGGUGGAGAUGGCACGGCUGUAUUUUGCCGAGACCGUGCUGGCGCUGGAGUAUCUGCACAAUUAUGGCAUCGUACACCGCGACCUCAAGCCAGACAACCUCCUCAUCACGUCCAUGGGCCACAUCAAGCUCACGGAUUUCGGCCUUUCCAAGAUGGGGCUCAUGAGCCUCACCACCAACCUGUACGAAGGCCACAUCGAGAAGGACGCCCGGGAGUUCCUGGACAAACAGGUGUGUGGGACCCCGGAGUACAUCGCGCCCGAGGUGAUCCUCCGCCAGGGCUACGGCAAGCCGGUGGACUGGUGGGCCAUGGGGAUCAUUCUCUACGAGUUCCUGGUGGGCUGCGUGCCCUUCUUUGGAGACACCCCCGAAGAGCUCUUUGGACAAGUCAUCUCCGACGACAUCCUGUGGCCCGAAGGGGACGAGGCCCUGCCCGCGGAUGCCCAGCUCCUGAUUUCCAGCCUCCUACAGACCAACCCCCUGGUCCGGCUCGGGGCAGGCGGCGCCUUUGAGGUCAAGCAGCACAGUUUCUUCCGAGACCUGGACUGGACCGGGCUGCUGAGACAGAAGGCCGAGUUCAUCCCCCACCUGGAGUCGGAAGACGACACCAGCUACUUCGACACCCGCUCGGACAGGUAUCACCACGUGAACUCCUACGAUGAGGACGACACGACGGAGGAGGAGCCCGUGGAGAUCCGCCAGUUCUCCUCCUGCUCCCCGCGCUUCAGCAAGGUGUACAGCAGCAUGGAGCAGCUGUCGCAGCACGAGCCCAAGACCCCGGUGGCGGCGGCGGGGACCAGCAAACGGGAGCCGGGCGCCAAGGGCCCCGAGGAGAAGGUGGCGGGCAAGCGAGAGGGGCUGGGCGGCCUGACCCUGCGGGAGAAGACGUGGAGAGGGGGCUCCCCGGAGAUCAAGCGCUUCUCGGCCUCCGAGGCCAGCUUCCUGGAAGGGGAGGCCAGCCCCCCGCUGGGGGCGCGCCGCCGCUUCUCGGCGCUGCUGGAACCCAGCCGCUUCAGCGCCCCCCAGGAGGACGAGGACGAGGCCCGGCUGCGCAGGCCUCCCCGGCCCAGCUCCGACCCCCCAGGCUCUCUGGAGGCGCGGGCGAGCAAGGAGGCGGCUGCAGGGGAUGGCACCCCUGGCGCCGGGGACCUGGAUGCCGGUGACCGCCAACACCCCGGCGACCUCUGCCCACCCUCGAAGGAGGGGGACCCAUCAGCCCCUAGAGCCACCAACGACCUGGUCCUGCGUCGGGCGCGGCACCAGCAGCUGUCUGGGGACCCUGUGGCAGAGAAGCGUCCUUCUCGAACGGGGGGCAAAGUCAUCAAGUCGGCCUCGGCCACUGCCUUGUCGGUCAUGAUCCCUGCAGUGGACCCCCACAGCAGCUCUCCCCUGGCCAGCCCCAUGUCCCCACGGUCUCUCUCCUCCAACCCGUCCUCCCGGGACUCCUCCCCCAGCCGGGACUACUCGCCGGCUGUCAGCGGGCUCCGCUCCCCCAUCACCAUCCAACGUUCCGGCAAGAAAUACGGCUUCACACUGCGCGCCAUCCGCGUCUACAUGGGAGACUCGGAUGUAUACAGCGUGCAUCAUAUCGUCUGGCACGUGGAAGAGGGGGGCCCAGCCCAGGAGGCGGGGCUCUGUGCCGGGGACCUCAUCACCCACGUGAACGGGGAGCCGGUGCACGGCAUGGUGCAUCCCGAGGUGGUGGAGCUCAUACUGAAGAGCGGCAACAAGGUGGCGGUGACCACCACGCCCUUCGAGAAUACCUCCAUCCGCAUCGGCCCCGCGCGGCGCACCAGCUACAAGGCCAAGAUGGCUCGGAGGAACAGGCGGCCCUCGGCCAAGGAGGGCCAGGAGAGCAAGAAGCGCAGCUCCCUGUUCCGGAAGAUCACCAAGCAGUCGAACCUGCUGCACACCAGCCGCUCGCUGUCGUCGCUGAACCGCUCGCUGUCGUCCAGCGACAGCCUCCCGGGCUCGCCCACGCACGGGCUGCCCGCGCGCUCGCCCACGCACAGCUACCGCUCCACGCCGGACUCGGCCUACCUAGGCGCCUCGUCGCAGAGCAGCUCGCCGGCCUCCAGCACGCCCAACUCGCCCGCGUCGUCCGCGUCGCAUCACAUCCGGCCCAGCACCCUGCACGGCCUGUCGCCGAAGCUGCACCGCCAGUACCGCUCGGCGCGCUGCAAGUCGGCCGGCAACAUCCCGCUGUCGCCGCUGGCGCACACGCCGUCCCCCACGCAGGCGUCGCCGCCGCCGCUGCCGGGCCACACGGUGGGCAGCUCGCACACGACGCAGAGCUUCCCGGCCAAGCUGCACUCGUCGCCGCCCGUCGUGCGCCCUCGCCCCAAAAGCGCCGAGCCCCCGCGCUCGCCGCUCCUCAAGCGCGUGCAGUCGGCGGAGAAGCUGGGCGCCUCGCUGGGCGCCGACAAGAAGGGCGCGCUGCGCAAACACAGCCUCGAGGUGGGCCACCCGGAUUUCCGCAAGGACUUCCACGGCGAGCUGGCGCUGCACAGCCUCGCCGAGUCCGACGGCGAGACGCCCCCCGUCGAAGGGCCCGGCGCGCCCCGGCAGGUCGCCUUGCGCCGCCUGGGCCGCCAGGAGUCGCCGCUGAGCCUGGGCGCGGACCCGCUGCAGCCCGAAGGCGCCCCCAGGCCGUCGAGCAAGGAGAAGGAGGCCCAGGGCGGCGGCGAGGCCUGCACCCCAACUCGCGUGACGACCCCCGGGGGCCGCACCCUGGAGCGGGACGCCAGUGGCACGCGGCAUCAGAGCGUGCAGACUGAGGACGGCGCGGGCGGGGCGGCCAGGGCCGUGGCCAAGGCCGCGCUGAGCCCGGUGCAGGAGCACGAGACCGGCCGGCGCAGCAGCUCCGGGGAGGCGGCAACGCCCUCCGUGCCCAUCGUCGUGGAACCCGCGCGGCCCGGGGCCAAGACCGAGGCUCCGCAGCCUCCGGGCUCGGACUUCAAGGGGCUGCCGGAACCUACGCCCUGGGUCCCACCGGCGCCCGAGGUCCCCCGGGGUCGGGAGCGCUGGGUGCUGGAGGUGGUGGAGGAGCGGACCACGCUUAGCACCCCUCGUUCCAAGCCCGUCUCCCCCAAGCUCUCCCCGGACCCCCAGACUCCUGCCCUAGCCCCGGCCAAGCACGCACCCAGAAGCCCGGCGCCCCCAGCCCCACCCGCUGCUCUCCCUGCCCCAGGCACUAAGCCUGAGGUGGGGCUGUCCUCCCGGUGCCCUGCUGAAGCUGUGCCCCCACCGGGCUUGACCAAAAAAGGGGCACCCUGCCCCGCACCCCCAGGCCCGUAGCCAGAAGGCCACUGGCCUUGUGCUGUACAGCUGCCUCUAUACAUAUGUACACAUAUAAAUAAAGUGCCACAGUGAU